CUGUAUGGCUCUGCUCUCCGGACCCGGGGACAUCCCCACGCAGCCCAGCUUCGCAGGCCCAUUUUCUCCGCAGCUCCAGUACUCUCGGGUCUCCACGCAACAAUGAAGCGUGGGCGGCCCCAGCGGCCUUAUUUGCAUAUCUCCGCGGCUUGGCCAAUGGGCUGCGUAGGGGCUUUGGAACGCAGUGUUGCCAUCGGCGUGCGCGCGUGUGUGCGCGUGUGACAGCGGCUGUGGCCGUGGCCGUGGCCGUGGGAGGCCGGCCCGGCGGAGCCCAGCCGCGCGGGGACCGGCCCCGGCGCCCGCUCCUCCAGCGCAUCGCGGCCGCGUGGCCCGGCCGAGUCCAGGGACCAGCAGCCUUGGCCGCUGCGCCGUCGCGAUGUCGGUGGCGGGGCUGAAAAAGCAGUUCCACAAAGCCAGCCAGCUGUUUAGUGAAAAAAUAAGUGGUGUUGAAGGAACAAAACUAGAUGACGAAUUUCUGGACAUGGAACGGAAAAUAGACAUUACCAAUAAAGCUGUUGCAGAAAUUCUUUCAAAAGCCACAGAAUAUCUUCAGCCAAAUCCAGCAUACAGAGCUAAGCUAGGAAUGCUGAACACUGUGUCGAAGAUCCGAGGCCAGGUGAAAACUACGGGGUACCCGCAGACAGAGGGCCUGCUGGGCGACUGCAUGCUGAAAUACGGCAAGGAGCUCGGGGAAGGCUCCACUUUUGGCAGUGCAUUGAUAGAAGUUGGUGAAUCCAUGAAGCUAAUGGCUGAGGUGAAAGACUCUCUUGAUAUUAAUGUAAAGCAAACUUUUAUUGAUCCACUUCAGUUACUACAAGACAAAGAUUUAAAAGAGAUUGGGCAUCACCUGAAAAAGCUGGAAGGCCGCCGCCUGGAUUACGAUUAUAAAAAGAAGCGAGUAGGUAAGAUACCAGAUGAAGAAGUCAGACAAGCAGUAGAAAAAUUUGAAGAGUCAAAGGAGUUGGCUGAAAGAAGCAUGUUUAAUUUUUUAGAAAAUGAUGUAGAACAAGUCAGCCAGCUGGCUGUGUUUGUCGAGGCCGCUUUAGAUUAUCACCGACAGUCCACAGAGAUUCUGCAGGAGCUGCAGAGCAAGCUACAGAUGAGGAUAUUGGCUGCAUCCAACGUCCCCAAGCGAGAAUACAAGCCACGGCCCAUAAAAAGGAGUCCCAGCGAGCUCAAUGGGGUGUCCACUGCCUCCUCAGCAAAGACAACAG
Molecule: messenger RNA, 1214 nt
Organism: Bubalus bubalis (water buffalo)
Lineage: Eukaryota; Metazoa; Chordata; Mammalia; Artiodactyla; Bovidae
Gene: SH3GL3
Product: SH3 domain containing GRB2 like 3, endophilin A3
Biological process (GO): endocytosis; synaptic vesicle uncoating
Cellular component (GO): cytoplasm; presynapse; glutamatergic synapse
Molecular function (GO): protein binding
Source: RefSeq, a predicted model, not a curated record